This is a messenger RNA of Ceratina calcarata, 3471 nucleotides long. RefSeq names its product (6-4)-photolyase (gene phr6-4). Gene Ontology annotation, biological process: circadian regulation of gene expression; negative regulation of DNA-templated transcription; entrainment of circadian clock by photoperiod. The record is from RefSeq and is a predicted model, not a curated record. Gene Ontology annotation, molecular function: DNA binding; FAD binding. Lineage: Eukaryota; Metazoa; Arthropoda; Insecta; Hymenoptera; Apidae. Gene Ontology annotation, cellular component: nucleus; cytoplasm. Bases 1420 to 3129 code for a protein of 569 amino acids. The transcript has 11 exons.
GUCUGCUCCGGUAGCCGGAUAAGAGGGUCAAAAGUACCCUUGAGCGCUGUUUGCGUGAUUCGAUAGUUUAUCAAAAAAGGAUCAUUCACUCCAAUUUUUCCUCAACCGGGGGGGGUUAGUGCUUGGGAAAAUUGGAAAAAUCAUUUUUUUUUUUAUUUAAUCCCGUGCGAGAAACCUAAAAAAAUUCUGACUGUAUUCUGUCAAAGGAACGUUUAUAGACCGGACGCUCGCAACACAAAGAAAGGAACAAUUUUUUACAGUCUGCCAUUGACAGGGGAAACAUUUACAGCCACAGGCUGUAGAUAGAUGUACUUAAAAAUCUUCGUUGCGUGUUAACGCAUACUUAACCAUCAACUUUAGUUAGCAAAAAAAAAGUAGUUUCUUGAAACAACUUUUUACAGUCUGCCAUUUAUUUGAACACAAGGCAAGAUUGCGCAAUCCACGAAAAACUUAUUGGCAGACGGUUUUCACCAGUACAAGAAUAAAGCAUACUUAUGUUAGUUAGCAAUUAAAUCGUGCAACUAAGAACAAUUUUUUACAGUCUGUCAAGCACAAUUUAGGCUAAUGUUAGCGUAAAGUUGGUGAAAUUUCACAAGACAGACUGUUUGCAGAUAUACAAAUGUGUUUCAGAUGCACUAGUGUAUUAACACAUUUUUUACAAUAACUCGGAACAAUUUUUCACAGUUUAAAAUGUAGCGUGUGGCCGGUUACGCGCCCCUGGACAGCCAGUAGAAGCGUCGAGUAUGCGUCAGACAUCGGUGCUUGUCGUUUCUAUCACUCGUUUUCCGGUGCAACAGAAAGAGAUACGUUUCAUUUGUUUAGGAAAAAGCAAUGAAACUCGAGAUUAUGAAAAAUUGUCUAAAAUGAAAAUAACGCUUUCUAUUGCGUGUAACAGAAUACGUGACUGAAUCUCUUUCAGAAGUUUGAUACCGUGCAUCGAAUCCUUCUUCCCCUUUUUAAUCCCACACACACUUUUAAUUGAUGAUCCGAUAUCUAUCGGUGGUCAUCGAAAAGAACGCUGCGAACGUGGUCCGAUUGUAACGAUAAGAACAGGAGAGCGAAAAGUUUCAAUCGAGGGAACGAUAGAUCGAUCGACCGAGCUCGCACCCUACCUUGAUGACCUAAAAAACAGCUCUUCACUCGGCAGAAUUGAUUCAUCAGGAUGACGGUGUCCGGAGGCUGAGGAUACUGUUCGAUCAAGGUCGCGUUCCGAACGGGUUCAUCCUUCGGAACCGUGUUUCCCUCGGGAGAGGCAUUCAAGGACAGACAGUGGGCGGGAAAACUGAAAAAGGGAACAUAGAUGCGCGCGUGUGUGUACGUUGUGUACGUGGUACGACGUAGAAGGAUUUACAAAUGUGACGUUCACCCGGUUCGAGCGUUGCAAGGGAAAGUGUCUGAGAAGGGACAAGCGAGAAGAAGAUGAAAGGCGGACAGAACAGCGAAGUGAAUCCGGAAGUGGCGGUGCGCGGCGACGGGGGCAAGCACGCGGUUCAUUGGUUUCGCAAAGGUCUCAGGCUUCAUGACAAUCCCUCGCUGAGAGAGGGCCUCGCCGGCGCGUCCACCUUCCGCUGUGUAUUCGUCCUCGAUCCGUGGUUCGCCGGUAGCACCAACGUCGGCAUCAACAAGUGGAGGUUUCUGUUGCAGUGCUUGGAGGACCUCGACUGUUCGCUGAGGAAACUAAACUCUAGACUGUUCGUGAUACGCGGCCAGCCGGCGGACGCGCUGCCGAAACUGUUCAAAGAAUGGGGCACUACGAACCUCACCUUCGAAGAGGAUCCCGAACCGUUCGGUCAUGUCCGGGACCUCAACAUCUCGGCACUGUGCAAAGAACUCGGUAUCUCGGUGGUCCAAAGGGUGUCGCAUACUCUCUACAAGCUGGACGAAAUUAUCGAGAGAAACGGAGGAAAGCCGCCGUUGACGUAUCAUCAGUUUCAAAACAUCGUCGCCAGCAUGGACACUCCGGAACCGCCGGUACCGACGGUCACGUCUGCCUGCGUAGGCUCGGCGUACACCCCUUUGAAAGAGGAUCACGACGAUCAUUAUGGCGUCCCGACGCUCGAAGAACUAGGCUUCGACACCGAGGGACUUCUGCCACCCGUGUGGGUCGGAGGCGAGAGCGAAGCACUGGCACGGUUGGAACGGCAUCUCGAGAGGAAGGCUUGGGUAGCCAGUUUCGGGAGACCGAAAAUGACCCCGCAAUCGUUGCUGCCCAGUCAGACCGGCCUCUCGCCUUACUUGCGAUUCGGAUGCCUGAGCACUCGACUGUUUUAUUAUCAAUUGACCGAUCUUUACAAGAAGAUUAAAAAAGCCGUACCUCCGCUCUCGUUGCACGGACAGCUUUUAUGGCGCGAGUUCUUCUACUGCGCCGCGACCAAGAAUCCGAAUUUCGAUAGAAUGCAAGGCAAUCCGAUUUGCGUGCAAAUUCCAUGGGACAAGAACGUCGAAGCACUUGCUAAGUGGGCGAACGGUCAGACAGGAUUUCCCUGGAUUGACGCGAUCAUGACUCAGCUCAGAGAAGAAGGUUGGAUACAUCAUCUAGCUAGACACGCUGUUGCCUGCUUUCUGACCAGGGGCGACCUUUGGAUCUCCUGGGAGGAGGGAAUGAAGGUGUUCGAUGAACUGCUGUUGGACGCCGACUGGUCGGUGAACGCAGGAAUGUGGAUGUGGCUGUCGUGCAGCUCUUUCUUCCAGCAGUUCUUUCAUUGCUACUGUCCGGUGAGGUUCGGCAGAAAAGCUGACCCGAACGGAGAUUACAUUAGACGGUAUCUGCCGGUUUUAAAAAACUUCCCUACGAGAUACAUUCACGAGCCGUGGAACGCACCGCUGAGCGUGCAGCGCACGGCGAAGUGCAUAGUCGGCAAGGACUACUCGUUACCGAUGGUGAAUCACAGCAAGAGUUCCAGGAUCAACAUCGAAAGAAUGAAACAAGUUUAUGAGCAGUUGAACAAGUACCGCGGAAACGGGACCUCCCUUAAAGGAGAAACCGUCGGUUUACUGAACGCGUUGCCGCCACCGUCGGCGACAGAGAACAAGGAGGAGAAGAAGAAGACGAAACAGUCUCCUCCGUCCCCGGAGAAUCAACCGAACAUGGAAGCGCUCGUUAAAACAGGUCAAUGUCGUCAACACUGAAACAGCUUCAUCUACGGCAAACGGACGAUCCGAGCAGGAACGAAAUCUCAACUUCAUAUCUUCUCUAUCUCCUUUAUUCGACUCAUACUCGUUUUAUUUAUUUGCUUUCUAUAAAAGUUCGACGUCGAAAUUGGAUCAUCGCGAACGCGUCAAUUGCCGCGGGUACUCAAUCCGUUUCGAACAGUUCCGAUCGUCCGUGACUCGAGGUCGCCGCAUCUACGCGUUGCGUGUGCAUCGAUCAUAUACGUCCGUUCCAAAGCGAGGAAGCAAUGAUGUCGCGAAUUUUUUAAUUCUCAUCGUUAAACACACAUUUGUCGUAAAUAAAUUUUUCAUGUAAAUCGA